Molecule: messenger RNA, 1078 nt
Organism: Schistocerca americana (American grasshopper)
Lineage: Eukaryota; Metazoa; Arthropoda; Insecta; Orthoptera; Acrididae
Gene: RpL5
Product: 60S ribosomal protein L5
Exons: 1
Coding region: 121-1023 (300 amino acids)
Biological process (GO): ribosomal large subunit assembly; translation
Cellular component (GO): cytosolic large ribosomal subunit; ribosome
Molecular function (GO): structural constituent of ribosome; 5S rRNA binding
Source: RefSeq, a predicted model, not a curated record
ACGCCAGAUUUCCUUUCUGAUGUAGGAGCCUAGCGUGUGGAAGGAUCUCCAUAUUUCUGUUGCUGUUUGGCUCCACGUGGCUGCAAUUUAAGGAGGUACAGUUCAUUAUAUCAUUUCAUCAUGGGAUUUGUGAAAGUAGUGAAGAAUAAGCAGUACUUUAAACGUUAUCAAGUGAAGUUUAAAAGGCGUCGCGAGGGAAAGACUGAUUACCGCGCUAGGCUUCGCCUUACAACUCAGGUGAAGAACAAGUACAACACGCCGAAAUAUCGCCUGAUCGUUCGUUUUUCCAACAGAGAUAUUACCUGUCAAGUGGCAUAUUCAAGAAUCGAAGGUGAUAUGAUUCUUUGUUCUGCAUACAGCCACGAAUUGCCAGAGUAUGGAGUUAAAGUUGGGCUGACCAACUAUGCAGCUGCUUACUGCACCGGCCUACUUCUAGCUAGAAGAUUGCUAAAGAAACUUGGUUUGGAUCAACUUUAUGUCGGAUGCACAGAAGUUACCGGAGAGGAAUACAACGUUGAAGCGGUGGAAGAUGGGCCGGGCGCAUUUCGAUGUUACUUAGAUGUGGGGUUAAUCCGCACAACUACUGGAGCUCGUGUGUUUGGUGCUAUGAAGGGAGCUGUGGACGGUGGUUUGAAUAUACCUCACAGCACCAAAAGAUUCCCAGGUUACAACCCCGAGGAUAAGGAAUUUGAUGCUGAGAUUCAUCGAAAACACAUCUUUGGCCUGCAUGUGGCUGAUUACAUGCGACAGCUGGCGGAAGAAGAUGAUGAGGCGUACAAGAGACAAUUUUCCCAAUAUAUCAAACUGGGCAUUGAUCCAGAUAGUAUUGAGGGAAUAUAUAAAACGGCGCAUGCAAAUAUCCGUGCUAAUCCAGAUCGAAAGAAGAAAGAAAAAGAUGCUGCAGCUAUUACCAAGAAGAGGUGGGGCCGUGCCAAGCUGUCCCUUGCUGAGAGGAAGAACAGGAUCGCCCAGAAGAAGGAGUCGUUCAAGAAGAAGCUGGAGGCGGGUGAAGUUGCAGAAUAAGUUUUUUGUAUUGUAAAAUUUGAGAUCAGGCAAGGAAAUAAAUUGUAAAACCGUA